Molecule: messenger RNA, 1721 nt
Organism: Gymnodraco acuticeps
Lineage: Eukaryota; Metazoa; Chordata; Actinopteri; Perciformes; Bathydraconidae
Product: E3 ubiquitin/ISG15 ligase TRIM25-like
Exons: 3
Coding region: 389-1516 (375 amino acids)
Molecular function (GO): zinc ion binding
Source: RefSeq, a predicted model, not a curated record
UUCUCAAUGCCCAUGCAGAUCAGAGGGAGGGAAACACCAGCUGCAGUGAGAGGAGGAGCUACAGUGGAAAGAGGAGAGCUUACACGCGGCACGCCACAGGAAACGAAAGUUAAGUUAGUCAGAGAGGCAGCCACACUGCAGUCGAGACUAGUCUCUGUUUCUGUCUAAAGAAAAUACAAACUGAGUUCAUCAGAUCUUUCUCAACAACACAGCAGAGUCUCUGUCAAACACUGACAUUACCCACAGGAGUGUCUUGCCCAAGGACACAACGGCCUGACGCAGUGGCGGCCGAGGCGGGAUUCAAACUGGAGUUCCCCCCUUGAUCUGAUGACCAACGCUCUAACCACUGCGCCAAAACUUCCCCAACUUGAAACUGAAUCUCUGUGAUAUGGCUAGCUGUCUUCUAUCAGAAGAUCAGUUUCUCUGCUCCGUCUGUCUGGAUUUGUUCACUGUUCCAGUCACUAUACCAUGUGGACACAACUUCUGCAAGAACUGCAUCACUGAACACUGGGAUACAAGUGAAAAGUGCCGGUGUCCCUUGUGUAUGGAGGCGUUUACCAUAAGACCUGGUUUGAGAGUCAACACUUUACUUUCUGAAACGGUUGCUAAGUUCAUAGAGGAAGCUAAACAGGAAGCUGAACAGGAAGCUAGAAGCAGCAGCAGCUCAGAGCAACAAGUCUUCAAACCAGGGGAAGUUCCCUGUGACAUCUGCACUGAAACCAAACUGAAGGCCCUGAAGUCCUGCCUGGUGUGUCGGACCUCAUACUGUGAGACUCACCUGGAGCCUCAUCUGACAGCCUCAGGCCUGAAAAGACAUCAGUUGAUCGACCCUGUGGAGAAGCUGGAAGACAGGAUGUGUCCGAAGCACGAUAAACCUCUGGAGCUGUUCUGUAAGACCGACCAGACAUGUGUCUGCAUUAUCUGCCAUGUUUCAAACCACAAGAUGCAUGAUGUGGUUCCUCUGAAAGAAGGAUAUGAUGAAAAGAAGGCAGCGAUGGUGAAGGCAGAUGCUGAAUCUCAGCAGAUGAUCCAGACAAGAAGAAAGAAGAUCAAGGAGUUCAAAGAAUCAGUUGACUUGAGUGAAAAAGAUGCAGACAGAGAGAUAACAGAAGGUGUUCAAGUCUUAACUGCUCUGAGGGAUUCUGUUGAGAGAGGACUGAACCAACUUAUCGACACGGUUAGAAUGAAGCAGAAAACAACAGAAAAACAGGCCAAGACUUUCAUCAAAGACCUAGAGCAAGAAAUCUCUACGCUGAAAAAGAGAAGCGCUGAGAUAGAGCGUCUUUCACACUGUGAUGAUCACCUUCAUUUUCUCCAAGGUGUCCAGUCCCUAAAAAUCCAACACCGACCACCCACCAAGAACUGGACAAAUAUCAGCUUUCAUCCAUCAUAUGAGGGCAGUGUGAGGAGAGCUGUGGCUGAGUUGAAAGACUCAAUAAGUGCCCCCGUAACACUGACUUUUGACCGCCCUGUGAAAAUGAAAAAAAUGAAGAAAAAAAAAACCUUUCCUGGCUGACGGAAUAGGCGGAACUAACGCGAUUCUAGUCUGACCCAUUAGAGCGUAAAAACUGUAACUAUAAGUAUCUGAAACAAAUAUCAAUAACUGUAUUGCAUUGUUUUCUUAUGCGCAAUUACUUAAUACUAGGGGUGUAACAGUUCACAAACAUUUCGGUUCGGUACGUACCUCGAUUUUUAGGUCACGGUUCGGUUCGGUACGUUUU